This is a messenger RNA of Miscanthus lutarioriparius, 1512 nucleotides long. The record is from the annotation of a GenBank genome assembly. NCBI's taxonomy places the organism in Eukaryota, Viridiplantae, Streptophyta, Magnoliopsida, Poales, Poaceae.
AUGGCCACGCCGGCAACGAAGAGCCUGGGAGAGCUCGACAGCGGCGCACGCCCGCAUGUCAUGUUCAUCCCGAGCGCCGGCAUGGGCCACCUCCUCCCGUUCUUCCGCUUCAUCGCGUCUCUCGCGGGGCACGACGACGACGUCGACAUCUCCGUGGUGACCGUUCUUCCCACCGUCUCUGCGGCCGAGGCCGACCACUUCAACAGCCUGUUCGCUGCCCUCCCCCACGUCCGCCGUGUCGACCUCCACCUCCUGCCGUUGAACGCUUCCGAGUUCCCAAGCCAUGACCGCGACCCGUUCAUUGUCCGAUGGGAGGCCCUGCGCCGCUCGGCGCACCUUCUCGGUCCGCUCAUCGCUGGCGCCGCCCCGCGCGUCUCGGCCGUCAUUACAGACGUGACCCUGACCUCCUACGUCAUCCCUAUCGCCAAGGAGCUCGGUGUCCCGUGCCACGUCCUCUUCAUCUCCUGCGCCACCAUGCUCUCGCUCAAUGCCUACUUCCCUCUGCACCUCGACAAGAAGAAGAAGGCUGAGCAGCACGAGCAGGGGCUAGCUGGCGGCAUCGGCGACGUCGACAUUCCCGGCGUGCGUCGCAUCCCGUGGUCUUGUCUCCCGCAGCCCCUGCUCGACCUCAACAAACUCUUCACCAAGCAGUUCAUCGACAACGGCCGCGAGAACAUCAACGCCGACGGCUUUCUGGUCAACACGUUCGACGCCUUGGAGCCGGCGGCGCUCGCCGCCCUAAGAGACGGCAAGGUCGUCCCCGGGUUCCCACCGGUGUACGCCAUCGGCCCGCUCAGGUCGCAGCAGCACAGCAACUCAGCUGCUGCUGAGGUCGAGAAGGAAGAAGACUCCUCCCCCGUCGCAUGGCUUGACAAGCAGCCAGCGCGGUCAGUGGUGUACGUCGCGUUCGGCAACCGCAGCGCCGUGAGCCAUGCACAGAUCAGGGAGAUCGCCGCCGGGCUGGAGGCGAGCGGCUGCCGGUUCCUUUGGGUGCUCAAGACCACAAAGGUGGACAGGGACGACAGCGCCGAGCUGACGGACGUGCUGGGCGAGGGGUUCCUGGAGCGACUGCAGCUGGGGCAGCACGGCCUCGUGACCAAGGCGUGGGUGGACCAGGAGGCCCUGCUGAAGCACCCGUCCGUGGGGCUGUACCUAAGCCACAGCGGGUGGAACUCGGUGACGGAGGCGGCUGCCGCCGGCGUGCCGCUGCUGGCGUGGCCCCGCGGCGGCGACCACCGCGUGAACGCUAUGGUGGCGGUGAGCGGCGGGGUCGGGGUGUGGAUGGAGCACUGGAGCUGGGACGGGGAGGACUGGCUGGUGACCGCGGAGGAGAUCGGGAAGAAAGUAAGGGAGGUCAUGUCCGACGCGGCGGUCAGGGCAAGGGCGACGAGGACCGGCGAGGAAGCGGCCAAGGCCGUCGCAGAGGGUGGCACCAGCUACCGGAGCAUGCAGCAGUUUAUUUCCACCCUCAAAGCAACCGGACACUCCGAUCUGAUCCAGCCCUUGCAUUGA